CGAGUGAGACCGGAGAGAGCUGAGAGCCCGCACAAAAAAAGAAGAAGUUGAAAUUGAAAGACAGAGGUCGGGGAGAGAGAGAGAUUCACAAUCUCAGUGUUUGAGAGUGGAGGAGAGUCUCUGAGAGAGGUAGAGCUCUCGCUCUAGGUCUAGGUCUAGGUCUAAUCGUCUCAGGAAGGAGAAGAAGGAGAAGGAGAGAGAUAGAAAUGUCUUCUGACCUAGACAGGCAAAUAGAGCAGCUCAAGAAAUGCGAGCCUCUCAAAGAGUCCGAAGUCAAGGCUCUCUGCCUCAAAGCCAUGGAAAUCCUCGUCGAAGAGAGCAACGUCCAGAGAGUCGAUGCUCCUGUCACUAUUUGCGGUGACAUCCACGGUCAGUUUUAUGACAUGAAAGAGCUUUUCAAAGUGGGAGGCGAUUGCCCAAAGACUAACUACUUGUUUCUUGGAGAUUUCGUUGACAGAGGAUUCUAUUCAGUGGAGACAUUUCUACUCCUACUUGCCCUGAAGGUGAGGUAUCCAGAUCGGAUAACACUCAUUAGAGGGAACCAUGAGAGUCGACAGAUAACACAGGUGUAUGGAUUCUAUGAUGAGUGUCUACGAAAAUAUGGAUCUGUCAAUGUUUGGAGAUAUUGCACUGAUAUAUUCGAUUACCUAAGUCUGUCAGCUCUCAUUGAGAAUAAGAUUUUCAGUGUCCAUGGUGGUCUCUCUCCUGCCAUUUCAACUUUGGAUCAGAUACGAACAAUUGAUCGUAAGCAAGAAGUACCUCAUGAUGGUGCUAUGUGUGACCUACUAUGGUCAGAUCCUGAAGAUAUUGUGGAUGGUUGGGGUUUGAGUCCACGUGGUGCUGGUUUCCUGUUCGGUGGCAGUGUUGUUUCUUCAUUUAACCAUGCAAACAACAUUGAUUAUAUAUGCCGUGCCCACCAGUUGGUGAUGGAAGGGUAUAAAUGGAUGUUCAAUAAUCAGAUUGUUACUGUAUGGUCAGCUCCAAAUUACUGUUACAGAUGUGGUAAUGUAGCUGCAAUCCUUGAGCUGGAUGAAAAUCUUAACAAGCAGUUCCGAGUCUUCGAUGCUGCCCCACAGGAAUCAAGAGGCACGCCGGCCAAAAAACCUGCACCGGACUACUUUCUAUGAGAUUGAUGAAGUUUUGCCAUUAUCCAAUAGGAGAUUUAAUGAACAAGAUAUACGGACACCAGGUGGAGGAGAAUGGUCUUGCAUGGUAUGCGCACAAAGAAUUCUAUGGGCGAGCUUCUCGAUGAUCAGCCCUUCCAGCAACCAGCAAGAAUUGUACUUUCAUGUUCGUCAAUAGUUAGGAUUGUUGGGUUUGCUUUUCUUGUAUGCCUAAAGCUUCUACCAUCUUUUAUAUUUACAUGUAAGAGUAGCGUGCAUUGCCUAGUCUGUCAUGUGAAUUAUAGAAUCUUUUUCUUGUGAUUGCCACAGCAAGGGAGACAUUAGGUACUGGAAAGGAAGGCUUCUCCUUCUAUUUGUAAGGAAUAGAAUGAUUGGAUUGGGUUGGAUUAGGCUUCUCCUUUUUUUAGUUUUUUAUUAUUAUUGUUCUUCUAGGCAAUAAAAAGCGCUUUCUGAUUA
Molecule: messenger RNA, 1580 nt
Organism: Rosa rugosa (rugosa rose)
Lineage: Eukaryota; Viridiplantae; Streptophyta; Magnoliopsida; Rosales; Rosaceae
Product: serine/threonine-protein phosphatase PP-X isozyme 2
Exons: 8
Coding region: 207-1127 (306 amino acids)
Biological process (GO): double-strand break repair via homologous recombination; peptidyl-serine dephosphorylation
Cellular component (GO): cytoplasm; nucleus
Molecular function (GO): protein serine/threonine phosphatase activity
Source: RefSeq, a predicted model, not a curated record